GAAAGCAAUAACCCAUCAAACUCUUAUCCUUCAUUCAAAAAUCCCAACAAUUUUUUUUCUUUUUAUUAUAGAAUGAGAAAUAAAGAAAGGUGAAAAAAAAGGUCGACCCCACCAUGGAAAGCUCACAAUUAGCAAAAGAAAACCAAAAUGUGGAAAAACUGCACCAGCAAUUCAUGAAUUUGCAACAAGAUUGGGACUCUUUCAAACAGUCUAACCCAAAAACAAAGCGCAGAUAUUCAUAUUCUUCAUCAGCAAAUCAUUCAAACUCCAUGGUCAGAAAUCUGCAACUCCUAGACACUUCACCAAGAAACCUAAUGUCUUCUCUUCAGAGUAGUGCAAUUUCUCCAUUAGAAGGGGCAUGGAAGGUGAGGACCAAUGAUUUGGCAGUGCAAGAGAUUAUCAGAGAGAGAAGGGAAGCCAUUAAAAGUGGUAAGUUAAAGGGUAGGAGACUCUUUCAGGGUUUUGAUAAUGAAAAUGUUGAAAUGGGUUUUGAACCAGAACAAGAAGAAGAAGAAGAAGAUUUUAGAGUACUCUGUGAUUGGAAUGGUUUUGUUCAAGAAAGUGAAGUGAGAUCAAUGUCUUUCAAUGAUUCAGAUGGUGAUGGAAUUGAAUCUGAUGCAAACCCUUUUCGUUUACAGGGCUGUUCUUCUUCUUCAAGAUCAUCAAUUUCAUCUUCUCUGUCUCUGUCUGGUACGAAAUCUGAGAGAAAAAAACAUGGUGAAGGAGUGGUGGAAGGUCGUGUGAAAGAGGAAAAUGAUAGCAAAAAUGGUGGAGAUGGAAACUGGGGAAGGAAGUCAAGGAACAUGGUUUUGAAGAGUAAUUGGGUUGCUUUUAUUUUCUUUGUACUUGCAAUUUGCAUUAUUAGAAUUUUUGGUGGUCGAUUUGGAUAUGGAUAUGGUGAUGAAAGUCAGGAUAAGGUGAUUUUGAUACCAACAUGAGUAUCUUUUUUUUCGAUCAUCUUUUUCUUAUGUAGAGACUUUAAUUACAUGAUCUUUGUUAAUCUUCUUAAUUUUGUGUAUAAUCUUUUUUCCGUUACAUAUAUUCAAUCAUAAU
This is a messenger RNA of Ziziphus jujuba (common jujube), 1053 nucleotides long. RefSeq lists its product as uncharacterized. The record is from RefSeq and is a predicted model, not a curated record. The transcript has a single exon. Bases 114 to 938 code for a protein of 274 amino acids. Lineage: Eukaryota; Viridiplantae; Streptophyta; Magnoliopsida; Rosales; Rhamnaceae.